AACAAAUUAAUUCCUUUUGUGAGUUUUGGCAGUGUAAUCAGAAGAAGAGGUAUCCUUCUAUCAAUGUGUCUUUCAGUUAAACAUGAACCACACUUCAUUGCCACACUCCUUUCUCAUCCUCGCCCUCAUCAGUUUGCCUUUGAGGCCUUACCCCGGAGAAGGGUUGGCACCCUUUUGAUGCCAUGGUACUUCCCUGUAUCGAAGAACAAUUCUCGUUUGUGCCUCACCAUCAAUGGAAGAAGGCUUGGUUCAAGUUACAGCAAUGACAGUGUUAGUAAUACUCCAGAGCUAUCAGAUGCAUACAGCCAUGAAGGUUCAUCAGAAAGCACAGAGAAUAAGAAGGGAAAGUCAAUGACAAUCAAUGAGAUCAUGAAGAAACUGAGGAGAUAUGGAGUUUCUGGAAUCCUAUCCUAUGGACUAUUGAACACUGCAUAUUAUCUCACAACAUUUCUUUUUGUGUGGUUUUACAUUGCUCCAGCACCUGCAAAGAUGGGUUAUGCUGCAGCUGUACAAAGAUUUCUCAAAGUGAUGGCAAUGGUGUGGGCUGGUAGUCAAGUCACUAAACUUAUAAGAGCAGGAGGAGCAUUGGCACUGGCACCUUUUGUUGACAGAGGAUUGUCCUGGUUUACUGAUAAGUUUAAGUUUCAAUCACAAGGGAAGGCUUUCAUGGCUAUAGUGGGAUUCUGUCUUGCAUUGGCUCUCAUUGUAUUUUUUGUCAUCACACUGCUUUGGGCUUGAAGCUUCUCUCUGCCACCUUAUAGGGAGAACAUUCAAAUUUGUUGUCACAUAAUAAUUAUUUUGUUCUGAAAUACACUAUUAUUGAAAUUUUUUCUUGUUGUAUAAGACAGUGUCUCACAAAUUUUCACCUUUUUUCAUGUAUGUGUUAUUUUAUGUUGGUUUGGUUUUAGAAAAACUAAAAAUAUUUGCAAAGUAGGUGUGCAAGGGGAUUAUACCUAAUCCAGAAACUCUUCCAACAUAAUCCAAUCUAACUUGAUUAUUGUGGAUUGAGUUGGAUCAUUGGGAUAACUUGGAUUUUGCUAAUGCAAUAACUAUAAUUUGGUUAUAU
Messenger RNA from Vigna radiata var. radiata (mung bean), 1066 nucleotides. RefSeq lists its product as uncharacterized. The transcript has 9 exons. The coding region runs from base 64 to 738 and encodes 224 amino acids. The record is from RefSeq and is a predicted model, not a curated record. NCBI's taxonomy places the organism in Eukaryota, Viridiplantae, Streptophyta, Magnoliopsida, Fabales, Fabaceae.